AUGAGCGAGACGUGCAAAUACUGUGACUCCUAUUUUGACAUUUCUCAGGACGAGAACCGCUCAUACAAGUUCCGUCGUGCAAUCGUUAGACCAGUUGAGGCUUACGUAGUUGGCGCAGAUGCGGGUUGCUGGCACUGCGUUGCCCUCGUCCAAUUCUUCAAGGAAAAGGAAAACAAGAAGGGCUACAUCUACUACAGCAAUCAGCAAGGCCUUGGAAUAUUUUCACAAACUGUCCCAGAUGAUACUUUCGAUGGGAAAUACCUCCCUGAUAUCGAUAUGAACGUCUACCGGGUGACUGUCCAAGGCACUCCAAGCGCAGAGCCAAAGUUGGCACCGAAUAAUAACAUCCCGGUUUCCUCAAAGUCUGAUGAGUGCUUUCUGUGGAUUAAGGAGCGGUUGCACGAAUGUGAAACCGCGCAUGAUUGCUGGGACUCCUCAGACUUGAAAACACCAAAGCGCCUUCUCGAGAUAAGCGACGACAAACUCAUCCUUCGAACCAACAUCUUCAAAGAAAAGUACGCAACGCUUAGUCACUGCUGGGGAACACCGAGCUCAGCUAGCAUCAAGCUACUCAAGAGCACCUCUAGCAAUUUUACCCAUGAUGGCAUCGCACUUGGUGACCUUUCAUUAACCUUUCGAGACGCUGCCGAUGUCUGCAAGAGACUCGGCAUCCAGUAUAUUUGGAUUGACUCCUUGUGCAUUAUGCAAGAUGAUCCUCAAGAUUGGUUAGAGGAGUCUACCCGCAUGGCGGACAUAUACGCAAAUGCCUUCAUCGGAUUGUUCGCCGGUCAUGCGAAAGAUGGUAAUGGCGGCCUUUACUCCAAUCGCUACAAUCCCGAACCGUUCUUGAGGGCGGAAAAGGUGGUCGUCAAGGACGACUGUGGCCAAGAGAUAGCCAUGUGCAUUCAGCAACAGCGCCUGAUUGGACAUGAUCUGACCUUCAAUUUCGACUUGUUCCCCGACUUGCCUUCGUACGAGUGUCGUCAGCUACCCACUGUGACAGAACCACUCUAUCAGAGGGGUUGGGUCUUCCAAGAGCUCCAUCUCUCACCACGUGCAAUCCUCUUCAACAGCAGAGAGCUCAUAUGGGUGUGCAACCAGGACACGCAGUGCGAAUGUGGCGAGACGACAAAGAACAGCUUUGCCACAAAGUAUUUCUUCACCCAUGUCCCCAAGACUGCUGACUACCCGGGUGCAGUCAAGGGAGACCUCUUCUAUAAGCACGGCAUGAGGAACUGGGCACAUCUGGUCCACCGAUACUUUCGGCUAGGACUCACAUUCGAGAAAGAUCGCCUGCCCGCGCUAUCUGGAAUGGCCAAAGCUUUCCAAACAACGGGCAGUGCUGAAAUGAAGAAUGACAUGUACCUGGCAGGAAUUUGGAAGAGCAUGUUGCCCGAAGCCCUAAUGUGGAGAGCAGUGGACGGUCCUCCAAGCGGUCCCGUCCAACGAUGCAGAUUCAGAAAACCUGUCGCGGCAAGAGGGCCGCCAACUUGGUCGUGGAUGUGCUGCGACUUUACAGUGCACUGGCAAAAUACAUAUUUUGGCUCAGACUAUCUAGUUACGGUUGACGAUGCGCGAGUUGAACUUGGCAGCAUCGACAGAGCAGGCGAAGUUGCCAAGGGACACAUCGUUCUUCGCGCCGUCCACAUCGAAGAGGUUGCGAUAAUAUACCCUGACGAUCCGGGUUUCAGAACGAGCGAGUAUGCCUUGCGAGAUGACUAUAUCCGCAAUAGUAGUACAGAAGAGCUUGUCAGUCUAAAGGAUAAGGACUGUCGCUUUUCGUUCCUACCAGACUAUGACUUCACCGACAAGAGUCUUGGGGGGUUGUACAUCCCGCUAUCGGAGACGCUCUACUGCAUGCCUGUUAUUGGUAUGGAUGGAUACUGGCCCUUCUCGGAGACUUCUCUUGUCUUGAGACGGCAUUCAAGAAGUGAAGAGUUUGAAGACACACCUGACGUGACUCAUGUGUAUGAAAGAGUUGGUAUCUGCGACGGUCAGAUUAUGUAUUCGGUCAAGAGUAAGAAAUAUGUGCAUCAGGUAGUCUUGGUUUGA
Molecule: messenger RNA, 2052 nt
Organism: Fusarium musae
Lineage: Eukaryota; Fungi; Ascomycota; Sordariomycetes; Hypocreales; Nectriaceae
Exons: 1
Coding region: 1-2052 (683 amino acids)
Source: RefSeq, a predicted model, not a curated record